Molecule: messenger RNA, 369 nt
Organism: Saxophila tyrrhenica
Lineage: Eukaryota; Fungi; Ascomycota; Dothideomycetes; Mycosphaerellales; Extremaceae
Exons: 1
Coding region: 1-369 (122 amino acids)
Source: RefSeq, a predicted model, not a curated record
AUGGACCAGCACAUGCGGGUCGUACCAGUAGUCAAACUGGUAGCGUUGGGAUUCGGCAAUAUCCAAGCUGCAAAGGGUCGCUGCUUCCACAAAGAACGUGCCAUUCGUGUGGUAGGUCCGGACAAAUGGCAAGGAUUCGAUACCACUCUCGUGCGCAACAUUCAAGAGGCGCUCCGAGCAGCGGGGUGUCCAGAGGACGAGCUUGCUGAGACGUUGGAUCCGAACAGGCAGUAUGGCAAGAGUUCGCUUUUGAAGGAGCUCGAUCUGAACUUUCCUUGGCCUGAGGAGGAAGAGGGACACGAGCUGCUGGGCUUGGAAGAGCUCACUCUCAGCUCUAGUCUGCCUCAGCAAGAUGAGCGUGAACAGUAA